AUGACCGUAAAAAUACCAUCAGUAGCAGACGAGGAGUCUAGCAAAGCGUAUCGCACUCCAGAAGAGUGGCUUGCGAGACUCGACCCGGAAUGGGUUCGCGUCUGGAACGCACAUGGAGGGCACCAUCGUCAAGCUGAGGAAGUACCAAUCGAAAAAGUCCGUCGAAAGCCACUCGCAUACAGCUUCACAUAUCCAACAUGGUCAGGUCCUUGUGUGUUCAAGGAGACAGAGUUUGAAAUUUCCGUAAGCCAACCUGCUGGUUAUAUCAAAGUCCGCGUGUACACGCCAGAGGGACAGGGACCUUUUCCGGUACAUCUUAACUAUCAUGGAGGCGGAUGGGUUCUGGGUAGUCUCAAUAGCGAAGCAGCCUGGUGCAGAAGUGUUUGUAAUAACACUAGCAUUGUCAUUGUCGACGUAGAUUACCGCCUCGCCCCAGAAUUCGUUUUUCCCACAGCCAUAUAUGACUCUUGGGAUGCACUUCAAUGGGUCCUAGCUCAUGCCGAUCAUUUGAACAUCGAUGCCACUAGUGUGUCGAUUGGCGGUCUCUCGGCAGGUGGUCACAUGUCAGCAGUUCUUUCGCACAUGGCGCGCGAUGCGGGACUAGAACUCAAACUGGCAUUGUUAGUUGUGCCUUCGACUGACUUUAGGUGGCUCAUUGCUGAAGAGCCCUUACGAUCAGCGAUUGCCAAGCGUUAUCCCAGUACGGCGCAAUACAAGGAUGCACCUUGGGGAGGCCUGAAAAGAGAGCAGUGGUUCUUAGAUUAUUGGAUCCCCAACGAUAUCAGAAGAGCAGCAUGUGAUGAUUGGAUGGCUUCACCGAUGCUGGCCAGGUCUUUUGAAAGACUACCGCCAACACAUAUUGUAACCGCUGAGUUUGAUAUAUGUAGAGACGAAGCGCAUCAAUAUGGCAAGCUACUGGAAAGCAGUGGAAAUCUUGUAACUCAGAAAUGUUAUCUAGGAAUGCCGCACGCGUUCGGGCAUUAUAUUCAUCCUGAAAAAGGUCUGAGCAAAGGGCAUGAGUACAUUCGAGACACAUCGACGCUGUUACAACAAGCUCAUGGGAUUCACAACAUCAAUUAA
This is a messenger RNA of Bipolaris victoriae FI3, 1080 nucleotides long. RefSeq lists its product as hypothetical. The record is from RefSeq and is a predicted model, not a curated record. NCBI's taxonomy places the organism in Eukaryota, Fungi, Ascomycota, Dothideomycetes, Pleosporales, Pleosporaceae. The coding region runs from base 1 to 1080 and encodes 359 amino acids. Gene Ontology annotation, molecular function: hydrolase activity. The transcript has 4 exons.